Zea mays is the source of this 537-nucleotide messenger RNA. Its product is annotated as cation-transporting ATPase HMA5-like. Lineage: Eukaryota; Viridiplantae; Streptophyta; Magnoliopsida; Poales; Poaceae. The transcript has 3 exons. The coding region runs from base 43 to 537 and encodes 164 amino acids. The record is from RefSeq and is a predicted model, not a curated record. Gene Ontology annotation, molecular function: nucleotide binding.
UCAUGGGUUGCUGAAAAUAGCAAUUGCUUUGUCUUCUCUCUCAUGUUUGCCAUAUCUGUUGUUGUUAUUGCUUGCCCUUGUGCCCUUGGUUUGGCAACACCAACUGUUGUGAUGGUAGCGACUGGAAUUGGGGCUAAUCAUGGAGUACUUGUAAAAGGCGGAGAUGCUUUGGAGAGAGCUCAAAAUGUAAAUUAUGUGGUUUUUGAUAAAACAGGGAAACUAACACAAGGAAAGGCUAUUGUAACAGCUGCAAAGGUUUUUCCGGGAAUGGACCUAGGAGAUUUCCUCACGCUAGUUGCAUCAGCAGAGGCAAGCAGUGAGCAUCCUCUUGCCAAAGCUAUUUUGGACUAUGCAUUGCAUUUCCAUUUCUUUGGCAAGCUUCCUUCAUCAAAAGAUGGCAUUGAGCAACGAAAAGACAAGGUAUUAUCCCAAUGGCUGCUUGAAGCUGAAGACUUCUCUGCAGUACCUUCCAUAUCCCUUUUAAUUUACAUUGUCUGGGCUGUUGUAUAUGGCAUGUUAUGUACAAUUGUUAUCUGA